AUGAAGCGACAAGGAAGUAUUUUACCCGGUAAAUCUCGUGUUUAUCGCCAAUGGGAUUCACAUAUGGACAAGAUAUUAAGUCGAGUGUUACUGGAUCAAAUAGUUCAACGGAAUAAGGGUGAUGGAGACUGGAAGACGCAAGCAUACCAAGCAGUUGUGGAUCAACUUCGCACUGACUUGGCAAUCAAUGUGACUAGAGAUAACGUCAAGAACCGACUUCGGGCAUGGAAGAAACGCUAUGAGUGA
Molecule: messenger RNA, 246 nt
Organism: Linum trigynum
Lineage: Eukaryota; Viridiplantae; Streptophyta; Magnoliopsida; Malpighiales; Linaceae
Source: the annotation of a GenBank genome assembly